Molecule: messenger RNA, 1893 nt
Organism: Gallus gallus (chicken)
Lineage: Eukaryota; Metazoa; Chordata; Aves; Galliformes; Phasianidae
Gene: MAJIN
Product: membrane anchored junction protein
Exons: 10
Coding region: 890-1645 (251 amino acids)
Biological process (GO): meiotic attachment of telomere to nuclear envelope; homologous chromosome pairing at meiosis
Cellular component (GO): nuclear inner membrane
Molecular function (GO): DNA binding
Source: RefSeq, a predicted model, not a curated record
UUUUGUCUGCCCGUGCUGCUGGCGUUCAAGGAACAGAAAGGAAAACAGGCUUUUGGAUGUGCAGAGGAUGAGGAUUUGGAGAGUUGUAUGAGGCUCUAAUGGGAAGUGAUAGUAACUGGAUGGCAAAGCAACUGAAUGAGAGGGUGCUGGUUAGUCUGGUCAGAUGGGGAAGGUGUAAAACAAGGACGAUGAUCACUGAGAGGUGAAAAUAUUACUUCCCUGAGGGUAUUGCCUUGGAGAGAUCUGCUUGUAUCUGCUUAGACGUGCAGAGAUGAUGAACAGGUCCUUCUGUCAGAGGGCAGAACCCAGACCAGCUCGCUCAAGAAGUUUUGGAGCUUUUAGUUUGAGAGGACCCAGGAUCCUGGAGGCUGUGGGCUGUAACAGACACAGAAGUUGGGGGUGUUCUGGCAAAAGGAGAUACUACUGCUUGGUUUCUUUUCAAAACUAGGAGGUUUUAGAUUGGGUUCCGCAAAAGAAGCGUUCUGUAGAUCUCAAACUUGGUCUGAAGCUUUAUGCUUUGUUGCUGUCAACUUCUGAUAAAACGUAGCUGUUCUUAAACAUCAAUAAAAAUAAGCAAAGCCAGAGGAUGUGUUGGCACCAUCUGGCUCCCUUCAGGGAUCAUGCCCUUCAAGGCUGUGAGCAUCACCAGGCAGCAGUCCAAGGGCAAUGCCCUCAAAAGCAUUGUGCUGUGAUCUUCCUCCUGUCUUCAAAAGCAGAACCCAUUUACAACUGUUUCUUGCUUUAAAUUUGGAGCAUUUCUGAUCUCUUCUCUCUUCUAUCCACACACACAGUGCAAAUGGGAUGAAAAUUCAAAAUAAUCCUGGAUAUUUUUAAGAACAACAUUUCAAGGUUUUAUCUGCUUGAUAAGAAUUUUCUCUCUGCAGUGAGAAUGUUCCCUGUUUAUGAUGUUUUGUUGUCAUUUAAACUCUGUCAAAGAAUUGCUCCUGAACUCAACAACACUGACAUUGCUGUCAAGGAGUUUGAGGAAGCAAUUCGAGUCAUCCUUGGAAAUCUUGAUGAUUUACAUCCAUUUUCUACAGACCACUUCACUAUCUUUCCAUAUUUGAGUAAAUGGGAAAGAGUAUCAAAAAUGAGGUUCAAACACAAGAAUGUCAAUCUCGUGCCUUAUCCCUACAUCUGCACUAUGUAUCUGGAGCUCAACUCAUUUCAGCAAAGUUUGUCUUUGGGUAGAGAAGUAAACAGCGACACUUCUGAGCCUGUCAAGAGAAAAAGUGAAAUACCAGAAAUGACUGACAUGGAAGAAACAGUGAAGAGGAGAAGAGUUGAAGGUCAAACAGAGACCUCAUACCCAAAGUUAUGUAUGGACAGACCUGGAGCUGAGAGUGUUCACUGUGUAAUUAAAGCAGAGCAUGGACUUGAAAAGAAUUAUUCCAAAGAAAUUCAGCGUGAGCACAGUCCAGCAUCCCUCAGCAUGGGCUGUAACCAAGAGAGUUUAUGGGGACCUGUGGGAUAUAACGUGGAAGGAAGAGCUGAAACCACUCAGGCUGAAGGUGAAAUGCAGGUAUUGCAGCAAAUGGACCAAAUCUCAACCAAAGGAACAGUGGAGCCAAAACGAGGACGUCUCUCAAAGUUCUGGAGAAGGGUGUUUUCUCCACUGCAGCACCUUUUUGGUGGGAAGCACUGAACUAAUCGCUGUGGAGAGGUCAACUUCUACCGCAAACAUCAGCUUGUGUUGUUUCUUUGGCAGUUGAGCUUUUCCCAUUGCUGGCCUCAGCUAUUAAAUGCUUCGCGUUCAGGUUUGGAUGUUCAGAUGUACGUAGUGAAGGUGUUGCCUUAGGAACGGAAUGCCUUCUUCACAGCCUCGAGGUUUUUCAGCUCUCCGUUUUGAAAGUCGUUAUUUGAGCUCCUAAUAAAAGAAACGUCCGCUCGGAA